This is a messenger RNA of Epinephelus lanceolatus (giant grouper), 1013 nucleotides long. Its product is annotated as trace amine-associated receptor 13c-like. The record is from RefSeq and is a predicted model, not a curated record. Gene Ontology annotation, cellular component: membrane. Lineage: Eukaryota; Metazoa; Chordata; Actinopteri; Perciformes; Serranidae. Gene Ontology annotation, molecular function: trace-amine receptor activity. Gene Ontology annotation, biological process: G protein-coupled receptor signaling pathway.
UUUGUUCAGGAAGCUGCCAGAGCUGCAGCUCUCUGAAGAUGGAGGAGCUCUGCUUUCCACAACUGCUCAACACCUCCUGCAGAAAGCCCACCUCUCCUUGGGCCAACUUUGUGCUCCUUAACAUUGUGCUGUACUUUAUCUCUCUGCUCACUGUGGCUCUUAACCUCCUUGUCAUCAUCUCAGUCUCCCACUUCAGGCAGCUCCACACACCCACCAACAUCCUCCUCCUCUCUCUGGCUCUCUCAGACUUUCUCGUGGGCCUCCUGGUGAUACCGGGAGAAAUCCUGCUAAAAACAGCCUGCUGGUUUCUUGGUGACCUCAUGUGUUUGCUCUAUAAUUAUGUGUCCUUCAUCAUUACAUCUUCUUCGAUAGGAGACAUGGUGCUCAUAUCAGUCGACCGCUAUGUGGCUAUUUGUGACCCUCUGCAUUACACCACCAGAGUCACUGUGAAAAGAGUUAAACUGUGUGUGUGUCUGUGUUGGCUCUGUGCUGUUUCUUACUGCAGUCUCUUGUUAAAGGAUGACCUGACUCAACCAGGCAGGUAUAAUUCCUGCCAUGGAGAGUGUGUGAUUGUCAUUAACCACACUGCAGGAGCUGUUGACCUUGUUGUAACCUUUAUUGUUCCCAUUUCUGUCAUUGUCGUUCUGUACAUGAGAGUAUUUGUUGUGGCUGUGUCUCAGGCUCGUGCCAUGCGCUCUCACAUCACAGCUGUCACUCUCCAGCUUUCAGUGAAUCAACAAACAAAGAAAUCUGAGCUGAAAGCAGCCAGGACUCUUGGUGUUCUUGUAGUUGUGUUUCUAAUAUGUUUCUGCCCAUUUUACGGUGUCGCUCUUGCAGGUGAUGCCUUGGUCAGUACUUCAUCUGCAUCAUUUGUGUUUUAUCUGUUCUUUUUGAACUCAUGUUUUAAUCCUUUGAUCUAUGCCUUGUUUUAUUCCUGGUUUAGAAAAGCAGUUAAACUAAUUGUGAGUCUUCAGAUUCUGCAGCCUGGAUCCUGUGAGACCAACAUACUGUAG